This is a messenger RNA of Talaromyces stipitatus ATCC 10500, 1435 nucleotides long. RefSeq names its product protein transport protein (LST8), putative. Lineage: Eukaryota; Fungi; Ascomycota; Eurotiomycetes; Eurotiales; Trichocomaceae. Bases 44 to 1291 code for a protein of 415 amino acids. Gene Ontology annotation, molecular function: protein binding. Gene Ontology annotation, biological process: TOR signaling; regulation of actin cytoskeleton organization. The record is from RefSeq and is a predicted model, not a curated record. The transcript is spliced from 4 exons. Gene Ontology annotation, cellular component: TORC2 complex; TORC1 complex.
GUACAGUCAAUUGUUGUUAGCUCUUAUAGACAGCACAGAAAUCAUGAGCGUUAUUCUCUGUACAGCGGGGUAUGACCAUACCAUCCGAUUCUGGGAAGCCCUUUCAGGAAUUUGUUCUCGCACCCUUCAACACCCCGAUUCCCAAGUCAACCGUCUCUGCAUCACCCCCGACAAACGCUACCUCGCCGCGGCAGGCCACACAAAUGUCAAACUCUUCGAUAUCAAAUCCUCCAACCCGAAUCCCGUAAUGACAUUUGAAGGACACACAAAUAAUAUCACGGGAGUGGCAUUCCACUGCGAAGGGAAAUGGAUGGUUACCAGUUCGGAGGACGGCACUGUUAAAGUCUGGGAUACGCGAUCGGGUAGUUUGCAGCGAAACUAUGUGCACAAGGCUCCCGUAAAUGAUGUGGUUAUACAUCCGAAUCAGGGGGAAUUGAUUAGUGGUGAUCGUGCGGGGACGGUGAGGGUUUGGGAUUUGGGCGAAAGCGUGUGUACGCAUCAAUUGAUUCCGGAGGAUGAUGUUGCUGUGUCUAGUGUGAGUGUUGCGAGUGAUGGUUCGUUGUUGUGUGCUGGUAACAAAAGGGGCAACGUGUAUAUCUGGCGCAUGAUUCAAGACACCGAAGUGACUCGCAUUGUACCUAUUGCAAUGUUCCAAGCUCACAGAGACUAUCUUACACGAGUAUUACUAUCGCCAGAUGUCAAACACCUGGCAACCUGUUCAGCAGAUCAUACAGCCAAAAUCUGGAAUCUGGACCAAGCCUAUCCUCCUGCCGUAGCUGCCGCAGCAGAGGCAGCCGCUUCUCGUCCCUCCAAUACCAACACCACAAACACCAACGGAGCAGCUACUCCAUCGCCCAACCCUCCUUCUAACGGAGUAUCAAGCAACGGCGUCACCGCCAGCCCUCAACCACAACCCUCACGAAGCACAUCCACCGACCAAGCAGCCAGCGACUUUAGCAUGGUCAGCAGCAACCACAACCUCACCCUCCUCCCUUCUAUUCAAAACCAACAACAACAACAGCAACAACCAAACCCAUUCCCCACACAACCCGACGGACCACCUAUCGACCCAUCAACCGGCACCCCAUUCCUAGAAACCACAUUAUCAGGCCAUCAACGCUGGGUAUGGGACUGUGCCUUCUCGGCCGAUUCGGCGUAUUUGGUUACUGUGUCAAGCGAUCAUUACGCGCGACUAUGGGAGUUGGCUUCGGGGACGAUCAUUAGGCAGUAUAGUGGACAUCAUCGGGGCGCGGUUUGUGUUGCUUUGAAUGAUUAUUCGGAGCCUCGUUAGACUUUCCCCCCGAUUGCUUGGUUGUGGGUUGUUUAUUUGAUCUGCUGGGUUGGCAUUAGCAUGGAGUAUGGCGUAUCCGAGUUUGCUUUGUUGUAUGAUGCGGAACUGUGGAUAUAUAGGAAUUAAUAUCACGAUUUAUGAAGG